Messenger RNA from Zingiber officinale, 2755 nucleotides. RefSeq names its product probable boron transporter 2. Gene Ontology annotation, biological process: transmembrane transport; monoatomic anion transport; monoatomic ion homeostasis. The transcript has 12 exons. Gene Ontology annotation, molecular function: solute:inorganic anion antiporter activity. Gene Ontology annotation, cellular component: plasma membrane. Bases 339 to 2501 code for a protein of 720 amino acids. The record is from RefSeq and is a predicted model, not a curated record. NCBI's taxonomy places the organism in Eukaryota, Viridiplantae, Streptophyta, Magnoliopsida, Zingiberales, Zingiberaceae.
UAGCACACCCCUCGAGCAUUCUCUGUGUCCUUCUUCAUCCACUUCAACUUGUGAAUGAACUGAUGCAAGAAAAGCCAAGGCUUCUCUCUGACCCUCAUCAGCAUCUGCAUGCUCUUGUUUUGGAGAUCGAGAGCUGCAUUAGAGUGUUCUUCCUUGAACCCAUGACAUUGUAGCUUCAAUUGCUUAUAUGCUAUUUCAAUCAUGUAGUUUCAGUUUUGGAUCCAGUCAACCGGAAUCCAUAUAUAUUUUCUUUACAGUGGCUUUUGCCAUUGUUCUUUCAGCGCUUUCCUUCUUCUCAUUUGAUCAAAAGUUGCUUUUGAGAGUAUAUUUUUGACAAAAUGAGCACGAACAUGGAGGAAACGUUCGAGCCUUUUCGCGGAAUCAAGAAUGAUCUUCGAGGGCGAUUGAUGUGCUACAGGCAAGAUUGGACCAGUGGUUUCAGUGCAGGCAUCAGGAUUCUGGCUCCGACUACAUAUAUAUUCUUCGCCUCAGCAAUCCCAGUCAUUUCAUUUGGAGAACAAUUGGAGAGGAACACUAAUGGGGUAUUAACAGCAGUUCAGACUUUGGCAUCAACUGCCCUCUGUGGCAUCAUUCACUCUAUAAUAGGAGGACAGCCUUUGCUGAUUCUUGGAGUGGCAGAACCCACUGUGAUUAUGUACACUUUCAUGUUCAACUUUGCAAAACAAAGGGCUGAUCUAGGCCAGAACAUGUUCCUAGCAUGGACUGGAUGGGUAUGUGUCUGGACCUCGUUGUUGCUAUUUCUGUUAGCCAUUCUAGGAGCAUGUUCCAUAAUCAACCGAUUUACUCGAUUGGCCGGCGAGCUUUUCGGUCUACUGAUUGCAAUGCUCUUUAUGCAACAGGCUAUCAAAGGGCUUGUUGAUGAGUUCAGAGUGCCAAAAAGAGACAGCCCAAGUGCACUAGAAUUUGCACCAUCUUGGAGGUUUGCCAACGGCAUGUUUGCGCUAGUUCUGUCAUUUGGGCUUCUGCUCACUGCGUUAAGAAGCAGGAAGGCACGAUCAUGGCGCUACGGGGCUGGCUGGCUACGAGGUCUCAUCGCCGACUAUGGAGUGCCACUUAUGGUACUUGCAUGGACUGGAGUUUCUUACAUCCCUUCUAAUGGUGUGCCAGAAGGAAUUCCUAGACGACUCUUCAGCCCAAAUCCCUGGUCACCAGGAGCCUAUGAAAACUGGACUGUGAUAAAGGAUAUGUUGAAUGUGCCCUUGAUCUACAUUCUUGGAGCUUUCAUACCAGCCACAAUGAUAGCAGUGUUGUAUUAUUUUGAUCAUAGUGUGGCCUCUCAACUCGCUCAACAGAAGGAGUUCAAUCUCAGAAAGCCGCCAUCAUUCCAUUACGAUUUACUUCUUUUAGGUUUCUUGACCUUGUUAUGUGGUCUUAUUGGAAUUCCACCUUCAAAUGGUGUCAUCCCACAAUCUCCAAUGCACACGAAGAGUUUGGCCACCCUCAAACACCAAUUGCUUCGUAAUCGACUGGUAGCCACUGCACGCCAAAGCAUGAAAAGAAAUUCAAGCUUGACUCAACUGUAUGGAAAUAUGCAGGAAGCUUACAGACAGAUGCAGACACCAUUAAUCUACCAAGAAUCAUCAACACGAGGACUGAAAGAGCUGAAGGAUUCUACAAUUCAGUUGGCUUCGAGCUUGGGGAGCAUGGAUGCACCGGUUGACGAGUCGCAAUUCGACAUCGAUAAAGAAAUCGAUGACCUCCUGCCGGUCGAGGUGAAAGAGCAGCGUCUGAGCAACUUGCUGCAGGCCAUGAUGGUCGGAGCUUGUGUGGCAGCUAUGCCCUUCCUCAAGAAGAUCCCCACCUCUGUUUUAUGGGGAUACUUUGCUUUCAUGGCCAUAGAAAGCCUACCUGGGAACCAGUUCUGGGAAAGGAUUCUCCUUCUGUUCACUGCACCAAGUAGAAGAUACAAAGUGCUCGAGGACUGCCACGCGAGCUUCGUCGAAACAGUGCCUUUCAAGGCAAUCACUACUUUCACCCUCUUCCAAUCCAUGUACUUGCUUGUGUGCUUUGGGAUAACGUGGAUUCCUAUAGCUGGAGUCCUGUUUCCUCCCAUGAUCAUGCUUUUGGUGCCAGUUAGACAGUACAUUCUCCCGAAGCUCUUCAAAGGAGCACAUCUCACGGAUUUAGAUGCAGCUGAAUAUGAUGAACUACCACCCAUCACCUUCAACAUGCAGACGGAGGUUGAUUUGGGAGCAAGGUACUCCUCUGCCGAGAGUAGAGAGGUCCUGGACGAGAUGGUCACCAGAAGCCGCGGCGAGAUUAAGCGUAUGAACAGCCCCAAAGUGACUAGUUCAGGAACUACGCCAGUAACCGACAUGAGGAGCUUCAGCAGUCCUAGGUUAUCAGCAACAGAGAAGGCCUACAGCCCCCGUGUUCGUGAACUUAGGCCAGAGCGUAGUCCUCGAUUGAGUGCCGAAAGGCAAUUCAGUCCGAGGAUGGCAGAAACUAGAUCAUCCAAGUUAGGAGAAGGUUCCAAGUAGAAGGCAUGGAUUCACGAACCCAUUGUGCUACAAGGAUGACAACUUAAUUCCUAAAUGCCUUCUUACCAUAUAAUUGUAGCUUGCCAGUGCUCAAGAUAUGUUUCCAUCUACUAAAUUUCAUCAUUUAUGUGAAAUAGUGUGAGCCUCUCUUCGUAUAGAGGAACUUAUGUAAUUCCUGAGUUUAGCAAAUAACUCGAAGGUUUGCAAACUCUGUUGCUUCGAUAUUAAUUAAAUUAAAUUGUGUAAAAAGUGUA